Molecule: messenger RNA, 1956 nt
Organism: Ipomoea triloba (trilobed morning glory)
Lineage: Eukaryota; Viridiplantae; Streptophyta; Magnoliopsida; Solanales; Convolvulaceae
Exons: 6
Coding region: 274-1707 (477 amino acids)
Source: RefSeq, a predicted model, not a curated record
UUCGGUCCACAAUUUCCUUUUUGACAUAUUCUGUUCUUUCCCCCAAGACCACCACCUUCCCGGUCCGCGAGCCUCAUCCUCUCUCUCACGCCCGCCACCGUAUUCUCGCCGCGCCGCCGUGCUACCUGGCCGUUGGCCGGAGCUGUUUUUCUCGUCGACAAGCUGCGAAAACCUAUAUGUGAACAUCACGCCAUCAGGAUCAUCGAAUUUCCUGGAAUUUUAACCUUAGGUUGUUAUUUGUGUUUGUUCAGCAUAUGAGCUGAAUUCCAAAGCAUGGGUCUAGAAUUAGGGGUCAACAAAGGAUCAGAAGCUGUCUCUGAGGCUUCUGCCUUGAAAGAGAGUGGAGCUGCUAGUAAAGAACUAGAGGUUAAUGAUAUUAAGUGUGAAAGCAACUGUGAGGAUUAUUCUGUCCUGGCUGAACAAAGAGACAAGGUCUAUGGAGCGGAGCUUGAGGAAGUUGAUAUACUUAAGGUUACAAAUUCUGGCUGCAAAGAGCUGGAUGAAUCAGAAUGUCAAUUCGUGACGGAGAGUUCGAGCUCCUUUGACAGCUCCACUUCUGCGACAGAAAAUGAUGCUGCAAUGAGUGAUGCUGAAAUUGUAUCAGGUUUUAAUGGACAUUAUGCAUCUGGAGAACCACAUAGUGGAUUGGGUAAUGAAUUCAGGAAAAGGAAGAAACUAGUAACCUCUCACUGGAGAAGAUUUGUACAGCCCCUCUCAUGGCGUAUUAAGUGGAUUGAAUUGCAAGUCAUGCAACUUCAGUUUCAAGCACGAAAGUAUGACAAGGAACUUGCGGGCUACAACCACCAAAAAUUUUUUCAGUUGGAGAGUGUGAGAACAGAAAGUUUUGGCUCAAAGUCACUUCCAUUUUCCAAUAACAGACCUAGAAGUAAGGUUCUAAAAAGAAAGAAAAGAAAAAGAGUCGAAGAUAGUGAGGACACAGCAGUAUAUAUGUCUCGCCACAAUUUGUUUUCUUACUAUGAACGUAAAAAACCUUUUGCUGAUGGUACUUCUCUUGAUGAUGACUGUGGCCCUACAGCAAUUCCCAUUGAAAAGGAAAAUGGCAAUAAUGGAUAUGGGGCCAACGAUGAACAUCAGUGGUUUGGGUCCAGAGAUGAACAUAAUUGCUCUGAACAAAUACUCCGCAAGAUUGGUGUUUUGCAAUCACAAGUUGGCCAGCUUAGAAGUAGAGUUGACAAGGUAUUGAGUGAAAAUGCAGGGAAGUUUUCUAGCACUGAAAACUUGAACUUGUUUUUACCCUGCAAUGCUUUGAGCAGUUCUUCUCGAAAUCCUUCAUCUCCAAAGAGUGGGGGCAAAAUGGCUGUAGGGUCUUCUCUAGCAUCUCAGCUUAUGAUUGCACCUCAAGGUGCCAUUUCAACUCGAGGAGAUGGUACAAGCAUCCCUGAUGUGAUUGAAAGUACAAGUCAAUCUCUUAUUGGUGGCAGCAUAAGCAAUGGUGAAGGUGACAUUCUAAUCGACAAUAAAAGGAUGAGUAAUCUAGAGGAGGUCAUGAUUCAUCAAGUAGAAAAAUCUUGCGUGCCAGAGGAAGGCCCGAGGGAGGCCCUUCCUCCCGCUGUUGGAGAACCUGAGCUGCCAGUAGAAGAUCAACCAGCUCCAAAAAUCCGUUCGCUUUCCAAGCUUUCUUCAUCCAAGAUCAAGAAGAAGACCCGGAGAAAGGCUCGAAGGUGGAGCCGCAGAUCCUCCACUUAGCUUUUUCUAUUCCACCCAUACAAGGAUCCUUCAAAUAUUUGUCCAUCCUUCUCUUUUCUGCAGGGAGCAUAGAAAAUUUUGUAUAUGCUGCUUGGAAAUGCAUGAUAUUCCUGAUGGACCUCAUACAUGCUACUCUCUAUGUCAUUUCUGUUUGAAUAUUUCAUAUGCUUGAUUGGUCCAUGUAGCAUUAUAGAUUUGAAAAGUGGCCAAUGCUUUCAUUAUAAAGGUUCUUAUUCCCAGUUUCUCACA